Molecule: messenger RNA, 2252 nt
Organism: Notechis scutatus (mainland tiger snake)
Lineage: Eukaryota; Metazoa; Chordata; Lepidosauria; Squamata; Elapidae
Source: RefSeq, a predicted model, not a curated record
AGUUUUCUAUUGAUCUUGGUUGGUCCUAUUGAAGAUCAUUUAGCACCCAUAAAGAAUCCUCUGCUUAAUGUUAAAAAACUGACAAGUUGUUUAAUUUUUAUAUUUUAAAGGAUAGCGGGGGGGAGGGGGGAUUGAAAAAGACAGACUAAAUCUGUCAAAAUCAUCAAUGAGAAUAAUGAAGAUUUAAAAUUGUUCCCUUCCUCUGUAUUAGAACUUGGGGUUUGUUUGUUUGUUUGUUGUUUUGAAUCAUUGUGACUGGGCAGAACUUCCAAAAUUGGGAAUCUUGAUCUUGCAGCCAUAUUAUUUCAUCAACAUGUGCCUUGUCUUUCCAUCUGCAGCAGCCUCAAAAGGCUUUAAAAUGGCCACUGGUCAGUCAAACUGCUUUCACUGCAAGGAUUCACUUUGUGGCAAACGAUACAUCAUGAAAGAAGAAAAUGUUUUCUGUGUGAAAUGCUAUGACAGCCUUUUUGCUAACUUUUGUGAAAAAUGUCAUAAAGCCAUUGAAUGUGACUCCAAGGAUCUUGCUUAUAAAGGCUGCCACUGGCAUGAAACGUGCUUCAAGUGUGCCCAAUGUCAUCACUCCCUGGUUGAGAAGCCCUUUGCAGCUAAAGAUGAGCGCCUGCUGUGUACAACUUGUUAUUCUAAUGAAUAUUCAUCUAAGUGCUUUCACUGCAAGAGGACUAUUAUGCCUGGUAAGAUAACAGGAAGCUGGAGAUGGGUGGUCACCAAUGGUGGGGUGACUUACCAUGACCAGCCAUGGCAUAAGGAAUGUUUUCUAUGUACUGGAUGUAAGAAGCAACUUGCAGAACACCGAUUCAUGUCCAAAGAUGAACAUCCUUUCUGCCUGGAGUGCUUCAGUGGACAUUUUGCAAAGAAGUGUGUGGCCUGCACCGAACCCAUUACUGCUCUUGGAGGAGGCAAGUUCAUCUCGUUUGAAGAGCACCAAUGGCACAGCGACUGCUUCAAGUGCAGCCGAUGUGCCUGCUCCCUGGUGGGAAAGAACUUCCUCACCCAGCAAGAUCAAGUCCUCUGCUGCAAUUGUGGGUCUUCUAUAUGACUCAAGGAUGCUUGUCCCUUCCCCUGCAUUAUUUUAGCCAUGCACAUAUUUGCUCACUAGUCAGAAAGCAAUCUAACAAGAAUCAUAAUUUACGACUCUCUGCAUCCAAUAUAGCUACUUUCCAUAACAGGACUCUUGUUUGAAAGAAAUUAUUCUGAACAUAACAAGAGCCAGAAAAAUGUUUGUCCUCACUGUGUUUUCUUGUAGUAGAGUGCACUCUGCUGUUAGGAAUCUGCGUCUGUACACGAUCUUGUUAAAAUUCUCAGUGAAAUAAGUUUAUGCAAGAGCUGUGUUGCAGGAAAAAAACAAACUUAAAACUCUCCAACAGUACAAUGUUUUUUUGUUGUGUAACACAUACCUAUAAAAGAAUAUCCUGGCAGGCAGGUAAGAUUCAAUGGUUUAUAUUGGUCAGCUUGCUUAAUUUAGAAAAACUGAAAAGAGAGGAUCAAUUAUAUUCUGCUGCCACCAAAGGUAUCAUUCUAAGAUUACAUCCCAUAACUAACCAUAAAAAUAUUAGAAAUUCAGCCUGUCAUGUAGUCAUUCAAAUCUUUAUUCCUCCGCCCAACACACUUCAAUCCCCAAUAUAUGCACAGAACUAAAACUGCUAUUAUCCUUAAGGAACAAAAUCAGAGGUUUUUAGACUAUAUGUUGUUCCUCAAAGGUGACCUCCCCAACUCUCUUCUCUUCCAAAGUUGUCACCAAACAGCAAUUUUUAGGGGAUCUGAAAGAGAAAAUUAUGAAAUGUAUGCCUGAAGAGCAAUCACCUUAAGUCAAUUAAUUUGGUUGGAUACGCAGCUGUAUCAUCUCAUUUAACAGCCAACGAGGCCAUUUGUCCUGGAAAAAAAUGUGCAGUGCAGAAGUAGCCUAUAUGGAAGCAUAUACAUAACAUGGUUCGAUUGGCUUUAGCUUAGAUGGCUAUGGAAAGGCAAUUGCAUUUAGCAGACAUCAAUUAGCUUGAUAAAAGAGGGAGAAAAAACACUUACAUGAAGAAAAGCAAUGAAUAUCAUCUCUGAAUGUGUAAAUUCUGCUGUGAUAGUUCGCCUGCUGUAUGUGCAUGUCAAGAUCUUAAAUUCUAGAGUUGGUUCACAUAAUUGAAAUCCAAAACAAAUUAUUCCUGGUUGUCUUUACUUUAACUGUUGUUUUAUAAGUAGCUUGGGCCCCUUAGAAGCAGAGAAAGAGUAUCAUUACAAUAGUU